Messenger RNA from Danio aesculapii, 430 nucleotides. Its product is annotated as protein FAM240B. The record is from RefSeq and is a predicted model, not a curated record. The transcript is spliced from 3 exons. The coding region runs from base 151 to 366 and encodes 71 amino acids. NCBI's taxonomy places the organism in Eukaryota, Metazoa, Chordata, Actinopteri, Cypriniformes, Danionidae.
AUACACACACACACACACCGAGAGGACGAUGAGGAGACGCUGAUAUUAUAAACACACAGACAGAGAGGACGAUGAGGAGACGAUCACUACAGGACUGCUGAUCUACUGAAAUCACCAGCACUUACUGUUGUGUGUGUGUUUGCAGAUGAGAUGAGUUCAGCUCUCAUUCACGAUAAACUCUUCAUUAAGACCUUCUGGGAGCAGAAAAUCCACAGUCACCAUCAUCUGACAGAAGCAGAAGAGGACAGAAUGAAGAAGAGCGCACUCACCAAGCUGCGUGACGAGUGGCUCACGAGAUUGGAGACUCGGACCAAACAUCUGAAGAAUUUUGGCGACAAUCGAGGCUCAAAUCCAGCGAGCGUCUGACAAAACCCCCUCAGUGUGAUCUGAACAGAUGAGAAGAGCUCAAUAAACACACGAGUGUCUCCGA